CGGCAACCUCGGACAGGGCAACAGCUGCGGGCCGGGCGAAGGCUGUCAUGGCUCCGACUGAGGGCACGGCCAGCACAAACAGCUGGAAGCGAAGGACACCAAGGACUCGGGCCAUCUCAAAGAUGAACAGCACGGCCACUUGGACUGGGAUUCCUGCUCCCAUUCCGGAUAUUUUUUCAUCUCAGCAGCAGGUGGCAGCCAGGGUGGGGGACAUUCACCAGAGACUCGUGUCCCGUGUCACUGCGGACACGGGGCUGGAAACAGACUUUCUGAGCCUGGCUGAAGAACACCCUGCUAAUGUGGUGAUGAGCCUCCUGCGCUGUGCCCCAUCCUGUGACAGAGCUGCUGUACUGAUGUGGAGAAGCAUCGGCACGUCAAGACCCGCAGUGCAGAAGGUGCUUCCAGCACUGUUCUCUGUGAUAGAGGACAGGCCACUGUACAGUAUGUUUUUCUACAGUGGGGAUAACGAGGCCGUCUUUGCCCUGGCUGCAACUGUGGUGCUGUGGAAGAUUGCCCACAUGUCCGAGUGGCACGACGCAGUAGUCCUUCAUUCGGCCCAGCUGUUUGUGGCUCUGCUCUUCCAAGUUUUCUCCACCACAGAGCAGAUACCAGAAGAGGUUGAGGACUUCUGGAGAGCGUGCCAGGAGGAACACCGCCUUCCCACCAAGCCUAACAGGUUUGCAGUGCAGGCCGUGAAGGCUCUGCUCUGCCAACUGGGCUUUGAGAACAAGCUGGUGGCUCUGGAGUGCAAGCAGGUCUGGGACACCCUGCUCUGUGCCGACACCCAGCAUUAUGCAGUAGGUCUGCUGGCCAGGGAGAUGCGCCGUGGCUUGGCCCCCUUGUGUUCCCGCAUCGCCUUGCACCUGCUCAGCCUGCUCAUCAGGAAGCAGCCACGCUGGCAUCUGCCUGCCCUGGCGUUCUUGGUGGAGCUCCUGGAGUGUCUGGACUUGAGCAAACACGGUCACAGUGCCCUGUCGGUCGUAUCCAGGCACCUGCCCAGCGAGUGCAGGGACAGGCUGCGCCUGGAGCUCAGAGGCCUCGUGGUGCUCAGCAAGGAGCCCUCGCUGAGUGGAGGAAUACGUGGCCUGUAUCAACACCUGCUGGAGCAGCUGGCUGAUCCUGAUGCAGAGAUGGUCGGGAUGAUCCUCUCCGUGCUUACAUAUAUGCUCCAGGAGAAAGACCUCAAGAUACCCGGCAUCAUCGCCCUGAAGCUGGCUGAACCACUCCUGCCACACUUUGAGAAUGAGAGCAGCCAUGUGCAGCUGCUCUCCAUUCAGCUCUUCAGCAAGGUGAUGGAGCUGGUAGUGGAAGAGGGCAAAAAGCCUUUGACAAGAAUUGUGAGCCGCAGCCUGCUCCCUCUCUUCUUCUGCUGGCACAAUGAGAACCGGCGUGUGGCCAAGGCCUCUUUGGAAACACUGCUUUGUGCGGCCCGGUUCCUGAGGAGGAGGGACAUGGAGGAGCUGCUGAGGAAGGAGCAGCGGAUGAAGUUUGCCGAGCACCUGGUAAGGAGAGCCUGGAAGCACCAGCCGCGGGCUGGAGAAGCCCCCUGGCCCCGGUGCUCAGUGUGCGGGGCUGGCAGCUGUGUCCCUGCCCAACGCUGCCCCCGGGGCCGCCAGCCCGCGCCCCGCACGCCGCUCCCUGCCCUGGGCCGUGUGGGCUGGCUCGGCCGGUGCUGGGCGCAGGGAGCGCCCGGCCGAGGGGCAGAGCCCAUGCCGAGCCUUUGCUCCCCGCAGCUGCUGCAGGACGCGAGCCGAGUGGCCGAGCACCUGCGCUGGGCCCUGCCGCGCCUGCAGAGCCCGCAGCGGCCCCUGCGAGAGGCGGCCGUCAGGAUCAUCGGUGAGCCAUGA
Messenger RNA from Passer domesticus (house sparrow), 1847 nucleotides. RefSeq names its product maestro heat-like repeat family member 5. The transcript has 10 exons. NCBI's taxonomy places the organism in Eukaryota, Metazoa, Chordata, Aves, Passeriformes, Passeridae. The record is from RefSeq and is a predicted model, not a curated record. The coding region runs from base 48 to 1847 and encodes 599 amino acids. Gene Ontology annotation, cellular component: cytoplasm.